Suncus etruscus (white-toothed pygmy shrew) is the source of this 1083-nucleotide messenger RNA. It is a transcript of the gene TSPAN33, whose product is annotated as tetraspanin 33. Bases 1 to 852 code for a protein of 283 amino acids. Lineage: Eukaryota; Metazoa; Chordata; Mammalia; Eulipotyphla; Soricidae. The transcript has 8 exons. Gene Ontology annotation, cellular component: membrane. The record is from RefSeq and is a predicted model, not a curated record.
AUGGCCCGGAGACCCGGGGCGCCCGCCGCGCACGGCGACGAGUUCUCCUUCGUCAACCCGCUGGUGAAAUACCUGCUCUUCUUCUUCAACAUGCUUUUUUGGGUGAUUUCCAUGGUGAUGGUGGCUGUGGGUGUCUAUGCUCGGCUGAUGAAGCAUGCAGAAGCAGCCUUGGCCUGCCUGGCUAUGGACCCCGCCAUCCUGCUCAUUGUGGUGGGCGUGCUCAUGUUCCUGCUCACCUUCUGCGGCUGUAUUGGAUCCCUCCGUGAGAAUAUCUGCCUCCUGCAGACUUUUUCUCUCUGCCUCACCAUCGUGUUCCUGCUACAGCUGGCAGCUGGGGUCCUGGGCUUCGUCUUCUCGGACAAGGCACGAGGCAAAGUGAGUGAGAUCAUCAAUAACGCCAUCGUGCACUACCGAGAUGACCUGGACUUACAGAACCUCAUCGAUUUUGGCCAGAAGAAGUUCAGCUGCUGUGGAGGAAUUUCUUAUAAGGACUGGUCCCAGAACAUGUACUUCAACUGUUCAGACGACAACCCUAGCCGUGAGCGCUGCUCUGUGCCUUAUUCCUGUUGCUUGCCUACCCCUAACCAGGCAGUAAUCAAUACCAUGUGUGGCCAAGGUAUGCAGGCCCUUGACUACCUGGAAGCCAGUAAGGUCAUCUACACCAAUGGUUGUAUUGACAAACUGGUCAACUGGAUCCAUAGCAACCUCUUCUUACUUGGUGGUGUGGCCCUGGGCCUGGCCAUCCCUCAGCUGGUGGGAAUCCUGCUGUCCCAGAUCCUCAUCAAUCAGAUCAAAGACCAGAUCAAGCUCCAGCUCUACAACCAGCAGCACCGAGCUGACCCGUGGUACUGAGGAGCCUCAUAGGAUACCAGCAGCGGAGCAGCGGACCCUGGGCACAGGUGGAGACAUGUGAAUUCCAGCCGUGCAGACACAGCGCAGUGGGAAGAAGCAAACUCCAGAUGGGUGGGCAGAAGGCAGGGUGCACAGGUGGCCAGCUCCAGUGUGGUGGUGGGGGGAUACCCCCUCCCUUUUGGUCCUAUCCCAGCCUUCUGCAUUGAUAGAGUUCUUUUAUAUUAUUUCUAA